AUGAAUGUCUGUAGGUUACGCUUAACAGUACCACCUGAUGAAGGCUCACAGCCUGAACAGGGAGCAAAGGAACCUGAAAGAAAGAAAAAUCUCUACCAUGUACCAAAUGGCAUGUCUCCAGUGAAGCUCUCUCAUGGGAUGGUGUAUGGCGUCGUGCACCGAACUGACAACAACCAUAAGAGAGAAAUGGUGGUUUAUGGCUGGUCAGCUGAUCAACUGAAAGAGGAGAUGAAUUACAUUAAAGAAGUGAGAGCAACUCUGGAAAAAGUAAGAAAGAAAAUGUAUGGUGAAUAUGAUGAAAUGAAACGAAAAAUACAGCAGCUUACGAAUGAACUGAAAGUGACAAAUGCUCAUCAGGAAUCCUUAGAAAAUCAUGUGCGAGUGCAGGCUGCAGCCUUAGAUAGCUUUAGUGAAAUGAACAGCUCCUUGACAUCAGCAUCAAUAGACUUGCAGAAAACUCUAGUGGAUGUUACAUUGGAGAACACUGAUAUAAGGGAACAAAUAAGGAAUUUAAAACAUACACAUGAGCAAUCUAUGGAAAAGCUGAGAGAGAAGCAAAAGCAACUGGAAACAGCACAAAUUGAAAAUCAGUUACUGAAAUUAAAGGUGGAAUCAUCACAGGAGGCCAAUGCUGAAGUCAUGAGAGAGAUGACAAGGAAACUGUAUAGUCAGUAUGAGGAAAAAAUGCGAGAAGAGGAGCAGAAACAUAAAGCUGAGAAAGAAAUCCUUCUAGAGGAAACGAAUCGGCUUCUGAAAGCUAUUGAAGAGGCAAAUAAGAAGAUGCAGAUUACAGAAACAAGCAUACAGGAAAAAGACCAGAGAAUUGGUGAGCUGGACCGGCUGAUUGAACGCAUGGAAGAG
This is a messenger RNA of Balearica regulorum gibbericeps (East African grey crowned-crane), 861 nucleotides long. The record is from RefSeq and is a predicted model, not a curated record. Lineage: Eukaryota; Metazoa; Chordata; Aves; Gruiformes; Gruidae.